Messenger RNA from Hevea brasiliensis (rubber tree), 549 nucleotides. Its product is annotated as 40S ribosomal protein S30. Gene Ontology annotation, molecular function: structural constituent of ribosome. Gene Ontology annotation, biological process: translation. Gene Ontology annotation, cellular component: ribosome; cytosolic small ribosomal subunit. Lineage: Eukaryota; Viridiplantae; Streptophyta; Magnoliopsida; Malpighiales; Euphorbiaceae. The record is from RefSeq and is a predicted model, not a curated record. The transcript has 3 exons. The coding region runs from base 157 to 345 and encodes 62 amino acids.
UUGAUCUCGGCCCGCGAUACCAGUAUCUCGCUAUAUUAACCUGCCAAACCCUAAACCUAGAUUUCUCAUUCGUUGCUGCAUAUAUUUGUCAACGCUUCGAUCUAGCUAGAGAGCUACAAUCCCCGCGCAGCAACAGCAACAGUUGAAGAAGCCCCCAUGGGAAAAGUUCAUGGAUCUUUGGCUCGUGCUGGUAAGGUGAGAGGCCAAACUCCCAAAGUGGCCAAGCAAGACAAGAAGAAGCAGCCACGCGGCCGCGCCCACAAGAGGAUGCAAUACAACCGCCGCUUUGUCACCGCCGUUGUGGGAUUCGGCAAGAAGAGGGGACCAAACUCUUCUGAGAAGUAACUUUGACAGGAUGACGAAUUAUUAAAGUUAUUAUUAAUGUAGGUGGAGGCUGAUAUUGGUUGUUUGCCUGUUUGGAUGAUUUUUCUUGUGUUUUUUUUUUUUUAAGUAUCUGUCAUAGCCUGUUGAAUUUUUGAUAUUCAGUCUCAAACUAUGUUGAGCAUAUGCUCUUUUUAUUAAUUAGGAUGAUGCGAUUUUGCUUCCAAA